AUAAUUUAAAGAUGGCGGAAAGUUUGUCAGAUAGCUUAUCUCGUCGAGGUUUGCCUUCUCUAAAGGAAAGUGACGUGUCUCCCUCGCCCUCUCCUCUCUCUUCAACCAAACUUUUUUUGGAUGUGGAAUUAGAGCAGCUAGCUGAUUUCAAUGGCGUCACUCUUGGAGUUUGUGCCAUGAACAAGAAGAGUUUCUCUGGUCCAAUGAACAGUAUAUUGACGCGUAUUGGUAGCCACGAACACGUUAGAGUGAUCAUAUUCACUGACAACACAAUCCUCUACAAACCAGUGGAGGAAUGGCCGUACUGCGAUGCUCUCAUUGCAUUUUAUUCUAAGGGUUUUCCGCUAGACAAGGCGUUGAGAUACGUUAAAUUAAAAUCACCGAAAAUGCUCGUGAAUGAUUUGGAGAUGCAGUAUGCCCUGAUGGAUAGACGUAAGGUAUAUGACAUUCUAGUUAAGAAUGGCAUUGAGGUCCCUCCUCAUGUUAUCUGUAAUCGUGACGGGAGUGAUAAAGGAUUAAAAAUAUCUGAAGUCGAUGAGGAUACUCUCGAAGUGAAUGGAGUAACGUUUCACAAACCUUUUGUUGAGAAACCCAUUUCUGCCGAAGAUCAUAAUAUUUAUAUUUACUUUCCCUCGGAUUAUGGAGGAGGCUGCCAGAGACUGUUUAGAAAAGUUAAAGAUCGUUCCAGUACCUAUUCUAACGAAAGCAAUGUCAGAAAGGAUGGUUCCUACAUUUAUGAAGACUUCAUGGCAACUGAUGGAACUGACGUGAAGGUGUAUACAGUUGGUCCUGAUUAUGCUCAUUCUGAGGCUAGGAAAUCACCAGCACUCGAUGGUCGUGUGGAUAGGGAUGACAGAGGCAAAGAAAAGAGAUUUCCUGUUUUACUCACGACGAAAGAAAAAGUGAUAGCAAGAAAAGUUUGCAUCGCCUUUAAGCAAACUGUGUGUGGUUUUGACCUGUUACGUUCCAAUGGUAACAGUUACGUGUGCGACGUGAACGGGUUUAGCUUUGUUAAGAACUCUGACAAGUAUUAUGAUGACUGCUCUCAGAUAAUACUUGAGAGUAUAUUAUCGAAAGUAGCCCCUCACUAUAUUCCUGAGAAUGAACCUUCGAUUGCUCAUUUAGCUCCAACAGUCCCUGUACCUAUCUUCUCCAGGGGACGGUGUGAGCUAAGGUGUGUCAUUGGCGUUAUAAGACAUGCUGAUCGGACUCCAAAGCAGAAGAUGAAGAUGAUUGUGAGACACCAUUACUUCUUCAGUCUGUUUGAAGAACUGGGCGGAUACAAAAAGCAACAGAUAAAGAUAAAGAAACCAAAAGAAUUACAAAAAGUUCUUGAUAUAGUUCGUAAGUUAAUUAAUGAAGGAGAAGAUGAUGAAAUAUUUUUUAAUAAAUUGCAACAAUUAAAGACAGUCUUAGAAAUGUAUGAUCAUUUUUCUGGUAUCAACAGAAAAGUUCAAUUCAAACUAAUUCACAAAGACAUUAACAAUACGCCACUAGAAAGUCCUGCAUUAUUAUUAAUAGCUAAGUGGGGCGGUGAGGUUACUCCAGCUGGUGAGAGGGUUGCCGAGGAGUUGGGUAAGGCAUUUCGCUGCAUGUAUCCUGGAGGAGAAGGAGAGUAUUCAUUACUACCAGGAUCAGGGUUCCUCAGACUCCACAGCACUUACAGACACGACCUAAAGGUGUAUGCUUCUGACGAGGGGCGUGUCCAAUUAUCGGCAGCUGCAUUUACAAAAGGGCUGCUUGAUUUAGAGGGUAACAUGGCGUCGAUAUUAGCCCACCUGGUAAAGAUGGACCAGAAUACAACGGACAUGCUUGACACAUCCUCUGACGCCGCUGAAUCACUGAACAGGGUCAAGCAGGAUUUGCAUCAAAUGCUCCAGUCAACUCGUGAUUUUGAUGCAGAAGCAAUAAAGAAUUUAGCUCCUACUCUAUCUCCUCCAUUACUAGCUGCUAUUAAAGAAGUUAAGAAUCCUCACAAAACCUGCCGGACGAUACAGGAAAAUUUAAGAACCUUAGUCAUGAGUUUUGAAGACAUUGCCAGGAAAAAAUCAGACCUGCAACUGUAUCAUGGAGAGUCCAUCAAGUUAGCGAUCAGUCGUUGGAAGAAACUUGAAAAGGAUUUUGUGUUAAGUAACGGAAAGUUUGACAUCAGUAAAAUACCUGAUAUAUACGAUUGUAUAAAAUAUGAUCUACAACACAAUAGGAUAUUAGAGUUAUCUGAUGGUGUUUCACUGUACAAAGCAGUUUCUAAUCUCGCUGAUAUUGUCAUACCAUUAGAGUAUGGUAUUACAAUUGAAGAUAAAAUCAGUAUAAGUAAAAUAGUCUGCAGACACCUAUUAAAGAAGAUCAGGGCUGAUCUAAGCCACACCUACAACAUUGGAUCAGACUUUAUACAUAGACUAGACCCAAAGAAGUCAAAAGGUGUCAUUAGUCCUGAUAGAUGUGUCAGGACUAGGUUAUACUUUACCAGUGAGUCCCACAUCCAUUCUCUAGUCAACAUAUUGAAAUAUGGCGGCAUCCCAAUACCAGAAGAGAAUUAUGGAAAGCUACACGAUCCACCUGAACUGAAUUACUUGUCUCAAGUCGUCUUUAUGGUAUUUGAGAACAAGACUGAGCCAAUCGACAGUUACAGAUACCGAGUGGAGGUUCACUUUAGUCCGGGGGUCAAGUCAAGAAAGAGACUUUUGAAAGGAGAGCCAAUAUCGGAAAAUGUGUCGCUCACGAAAUUAAAGAAGAUGCCACUAGUCGAUACACCGUCGACAGGAGGAGGAGGUAACAACUCGCAGCCUCUUCGGAGGAGAAGCGCUCAAUCAUCAUCAGCUGCUGCUGGAGCCACAUGGGCCCUCCCGAAUUUAUACAUAACAAAAUCACCCGAUGAUGAUACACUGGGUCUGAGGAAGGAGAGAUUGAGAAAGUUUGUACAGGAUGGUCCAGAUGGUCAUAGGAGAAGUUCUCUAGAAGGAUACAAAUAUAGUCCGCCCAAUUCUGAUAGUUUGGUCUCUGUUCUAGAGCCAUUGAGUUACAUAACUUCAAUGGACUUACACCAGAUGGAGAAAGGCCUUGCUAAACUAUGUGUUGACUUUUAAUUAUUAUAAAUUAUAUAUCAUCUAUUAUUAUUAUUAUUAUUAUUAUUAUUAUUAUUAUUAUUAUU
This is a messenger RNA of Amphimedon queenslandica, 3151 nucleotides long. RefSeq names its product inositol hexakisphosphate and diphosphoinositol-pentakisphosphate kinase 2-like. Bases 12 to 3086 code for a protein of 1024 amino acids. NCBI's taxonomy places the organism in Eukaryota, Metazoa, Porifera, Demospongiae, Haplosclerida, Niphatidae. The transcript has 24 exons. Gene Ontology annotation, cellular component: cytosol. Gene Ontology annotation, biological process: inositol phosphate biosynthetic process; inositol metabolic process. The record is from RefSeq and is a predicted model, not a curated record. Gene Ontology annotation, molecular function: 5-diphosphoinositol pentakisphosphate 1-kinase activity; inositol hexakisphosphate kinase activity.